This is a messenger RNA of Dryobates pubescens (Downy woodpecker), 1832 nucleotides long. RefSeq names its product TBC1 domain family member 15 (gene TBC1D15). Bases 94 to 1806 code for a protein of 570 amino acids. The transcript has 14 exons. Gene Ontology annotation, biological process: activation of GTPase activity. NCBI's taxonomy places the organism in Eukaryota, Metazoa, Chordata, Aves, Piciformes, Picidae. The record is from RefSeq and is a predicted model, not a curated record. Gene Ontology annotation, molecular function: GTPase activator activity.
GAUUCCAGUUCUGUUGUGGAGUGGACUCAGACUCCUAAAGACAAAUGUUCCCGAGGAGCAGACCGCCCCAGCAGCUACGAGGCAGAGUGGGACAUGGUCACCACAGUCUCUUUUAAAAGGAAACCCCAUUCAAAUGGAGAUACUGCAACUCAUGCAAAUGGAGAAAGCAAGUGGUCAUUCCUGUUCAGUUUGACAGAUCUGAAGUCAAUCAAACAGAACAAAGAAGGCAUGGGAUGGUCUUACCUGGUGUUCUGUCUGAAAGAUGAUGUGAAGCUUCCAGCUCUUCACUUCCAUCGUGGAGAUAGCAAACUAUUGAUUAAAUGCCUUGAAAAGCAUAUUGUGCUGAAUGAAUCUUCCCAGGACAAACGGAUUCUGCUUGUGAACUCUCAGAACAAGUCUCUGUCCCAGUCCUUUGAAAACCUCUUUGAUGAACCAUCAUAUGGCUUACUACAAAAGCUGAAGAAGGAUCCCUACACAGUAACAAUGGGGAAGUUUUCCAAAGUCACCAACUACAUUUUUGACAGCUUCCGCUCCAGCGAGCUCUCCCAGCAGCGGCGCCCGCCGUCGGAGAUGGCAGACUUCCUCAACGAUGCCAUCCCGGGCCUCAAGAUCAAUCAGCAGGAAGAGCCAGGGUUUGAAGUCAUCACACGGAUUGAUCUGGGCAGCCAGCCUGAAGUGAGCAGGAGAGAGCCUGUGUCAGCUGAAGAAUGGGCUAAGAAUAUGGACUCUGAAGGAAGGAUUCUGGAUGUUGACUACAUAAAGCACUUGAUAUUCAAAGGGGGUCUCUGUCAUACUUUGAGAAAAGAGGCAUGGAAGUUUCUUUUGGGCUAUUUUCCUUGGAACAGCACUAAAGAAGAGAGAGCAAACCUGCAGAAGAGGAAAACGGAUGAGUACUUCAGGAUGAAGCUGCAGUGGAAGUCUGUCAGUGAGGAACAGGAGAAGCGGAAUUCAAGGUUAAGAGACUAUCGGAGCCUUAUAGAGAAGGAUGUGAACCGGACAGACCGGACAAACAAGUUCUACGAAGGCGAAGAUAACCCAGGCUUGAUUUUGCUGCAUGAUAUUUUGAUGACCUACUGCAUGUAUGACUUUGACUUAGGUUACGUCCAGGGGAUGAGCGACUUGCUUUCACCUGUCCUGUAUGUCAUGGAGAAUGAAGUAGAUGCCUUUUGGUGCUUUGUGUCAUACAUGGAUCAAAUGCACCAGAAUUUUGAAGAGCAGAUGCAGGGCAUGAAGACACAGCUCAUCCAGCUGAGCACUUUGCUCCGGCUGCUCGACAGUGGCUUUUGCAGCUAUUUAGAAUCUCAAGACUCAGGCUACCUUUAUUUUUGCUUCCGAUGGCUUCUUAUCAGAUUCAAAAGGGAGUUCAGCUUUCAGGACAUUCUUCGCCUCUGGGAGGUCAUGUGGACAGAAUUGCCUUGCCAGAAUUUCCAUCUCCUCCUUUGUUGUGCCAUCCUGGAAUCUGAAAAGCAGCAAAUAAUGGACAAGCACUAUGGCUUUAAUGAAAUAUUAAAGCAUAUCAAUGAACUGUCUAUGAAAAUCGACGUGGAAUAUAUACUCUGCAAAGCAGAAGCAAUUUCUAUGCAGAUGAUGAACUGCAAGGAAUUGCCUCAAGCAGUUGGGGAGAUCCUGGGGAUAGAAAGCAGUUCUGUAACACCGGAUUCGGAUCCUGGGGAGGACGGAAGCGGCGCUGUGCUGAGCUGUCCUCCGUCGCUAUACCCGAGCAUCUCCACGCCUGUAACCGCUGCCAACGGAACACGAGACCCCACUCAACAGACAUCUGAGACACAGAGCUUGACACCUGCAUAGUGACAGUGGGCUGAGCUGGAGAGAGG